This is a messenger RNA of Astyanax mexicanus (Mexican tetra), 3053 nucleotides long. Its product is annotated as deleted in malignant brain tumors 1 protein-like. Bases 218 to 2839 code for a protein of 873 amino acids. NCBI's taxonomy places the organism in Eukaryota, Metazoa, Chordata, Actinopteri, Characiformes, Acestrorhamphidae. The record is from RefSeq and is a predicted model, not a curated record. The transcript is spliced from 14 exons. Gene Ontology annotation, cellular component: membrane.
UAUCUCUGAAGAUCAGCAUUCAGGAUAUGAGGACGUAGAUGAGGAGCUUCUCUCAGAAAACUAUGGCGAGGUCUAUGAUGAUAUCAUACCUGCUGAAGAGAGCCCACACAUUACAACAGACAGUGUGAGGUUGGUGGAUGGUGGGAGCCGCUGUGCUGGGAGAGUGGAAGUUCUUCAUAGAGGACAUUGGGGAACAGUGUGUGAUGAUUACUGGGAUAUGAGAGAUGCUGCCGUGGUGUGUAGAGAGCUGGGCUGUGGGGAAGCCAUAGAUGCACCACGGAGAGCUCGCUUUGGAUCAGGAUCAGGACCGAUCUGGGUGGAAUAUGCUAACUGUGCUGGAUCACAGUCUUCACUGAAGAACUGUAGGUCGUAUGAUUGGGGUAGACAGAGAUGUAAUCAUGAUGAAGACGCUGGUGCUGUUUGUGCAGAAGUCAGACUGGUGGGCAGAUCUCACUGCUCAGGGAGAGUGGAGGUUCUUCAUGGAGAGAGCUGGGUCACAGUGUGUGAUGCUGACUUUGACCAGCAGGAUGCAGAGGUUGUGUGUCGAGAGCUGGGCUGUGGUUCUCCUGUGGAGGUUCUGGGAGCAGCUGCUUUUGGUAGAGGGGAGGGUCAGGUGUGGUCAGAGGAGCUUCAGUGUAGAGGAAACGAAUCUCAGAUUCACUUCUGUCCAAAAUCAUCUUCACUCAAACACAACUGCUCCCAUGAUAAUGAUGUGGGACUGGUGUGUUCUGAAAGUGUGAGGUUGGUGGAUGGUGGGAGUCGCUGUGCUGGGAGAGUGGAGGUUCUUCAUAAAGGACAGUGGGGAACAGUGUGUGAUGAUAACUGGGAUAUGAUAGAUGCUGCAGUGGUGUGUAGAGAGCUGGGCUGUGGAGAGGCUGUAGAUGCACUUAGUGGUGCUUACUUUGGAUCAGGAUCAGGACCAAUCUGGAUGGAUAAUGUGGAGUGUAGAGAAUCAGAAUCCAUACUAAAGAACUGUAAAUCAGCAGGAUGGGGUAAACAUAACUGUAAUCAUCCUAAAGAUGCUGGAGUCAUCUGUUCAAGAGUCAGGCUGGUUGGAGGUUCUCACUGCUCUGGGAGAGUGGAGGUUCUUCAUGGAGAGAGCUGGGUCACAGUGUGUGAUUCUGACUUUAACCAGCAGGAUGCAGAGGUUGUGUGUCGAGAGCUGGGCUGUGGUUCUCCUGUGGAGGUUCUGGGAGCAGCUGCUUUUGGUAGAGGGGAGGGUCAGGUGUGGUCAGAGGUGUGUCAGUGUAGAGGAAACGAAUCUCAGAUUCACUUCUGUCCAAAAUCAUCUUCACUCAAACACAACUGCUCCCAUGAUAAUGAUGUGGGACUGGCAUGUUCUGGUCACACUCAGGCUCGGCUGAUGAACGGCUCAGAUUCCUGUUCUGGUCGAGUGGAGCUCCAGUACCUCAGUGAGUGGGGUACAGUGUGUGAUGUAAGCUGGGAUAUGAGAGCUGCCAGUGUCCUCUGUGCUCAGCUGAAGUGUGGGAGUGCUGUGGCUGUGUUGGGGUCAGACUGGUUUGGGGAGGGGAGUGGCCGGAUCUGGGCGGAUGUGUUUGAUUGUCAGGGAAACGAAACACACCUGUUAAAAUGUCCCAUUUCAUCAUGGAGUCGAACUGCAUGCUCUCAUGAACAGGAUGCUGGAGUUAUCUGUAGUGGUUCUUCUCUGGCGUCUCAUGAGGGAGGAGUGCGGUUGUCUGGAGGGAUGGAGUGUGAGGGGGAGGUGGAGGUGUUCUUCAGGCAGGACUGGAGGAGAGUUCUGCUGGACUCCUGGAGUGAGUCUGAGGCCUCUGUGGUCUGCAGACAGCUGGGCUGUGGUUCUGUACUCAACAUCUCCAGCUCCUCUUCAUCCAGUCCUGAACACAGCUACAUGUGUGUGACGGGUUUCAACUGCUCUGGGAGUGAAGCUCAUCUGAGGAACUGCAGCAGCUCACAAGCAGUACAGCUCUACAUCACCUGCUCUGGUACAUCUAACACAGUCCACAGCUCCAUCAGGCUGGUUGGUUCUGGUGGAGACUGUGCAGGAAGGCUGGAGGUUUUCCACAGUGGAUCAUGGGGGACAGUGAGUGAUGAAUUGUGGGAUAUUGAGGAUGCGCAGGUGGUCUGCAGACAGCUGCAGUGUGGAGUGGCCCUCAGUGCUCCAGUACCGGUACCAGCCCGGUUUGGAUCUGGAACUGGACCCAUUUGGCUGAAUGAGGUGGAGUGUGAGGGGAACGAGGUGUCUCUGUGGAACUGCAGAUAUCAGCUGUGUGGAGAGGAUGAAUGUGGACACAAGGAUGAUGUAGGAGUCGUGUGCUCAGAGAAUGGAAAUACACUAGAUUUGACAAAUUGGCUGUGUGAUUCAUCUUCUCAUGAGAGACCGUGCUCAAAGCACAUUCCUCUGAGGCUGAGGGGAGGAGUAGGAAGCUGUUCUGGAUGGCUGCAGGUGUAUCAUAAUAAAACAUGGGGGUCUGUAUGUGGUGAUCUCUGGGACAUCAGGGAUGCUCAGGUGGUCUGCAGGCAGCUGGGUUGUGGGCCGGCGCUGAGUGCUAAUAGAAGAGCUGCUGAUGGUUCUGGUGGAGGAACUAUCUGGAUGAACAGAGUGAAGUGUAGAGGGAAUGAGAUUCACCUGUGGGACUGUCCUCAUUCCCUGAAGAACCACACUGACUGCUCCCACAGUGCUGGAGUCACUUGUGGAGAUUCUCAACCACAGACAAGAAGAAUCACAAACUCCUCCACCAGCUGUUCCCUCCAUCUAUCCAGUGUCUCUCCUGGUUCUGGGAUCUGUGUUCUUCCUGGCCUUAGUGCUUCUGGUUGUGCUGUUUUAUCAGAACAGAGUGCUCAGGAGAGUGAUCUCUAAGAGGAGGAAGACUUCAGCUGAGCCUGUCUAUGAGGAGAUUGACACCAGGCUCAUCCCUAAAAGAAUUACUGUCUCAACUGAAAGUAAGAGUAAAAUGUUUUUUUUUUCUCUCAAAGCAGAAAUGUCUGGUCUUUACAGAAAUAAUGUAGCAGUUAAUCAAAUACUUGUCAGAUAACUCUCUUUUCAUAUUGUUAUAUUUUAGUAGUGUUUUUUU